Messenger RNA from Talaromyces proteolyticus, 1213 nucleotides. Its product is annotated as putative NADH-ubiquinone oxidoreductase 299 kDa subunit. NCBI's taxonomy places the organism in Eukaryota, Fungi, Ascomycota, Eurotiomycetes, Eurotiales, Trichocomaceae. The record is from RefSeq and is a predicted model, not a curated record. The transcript is spliced from 3 exons. Bases 149 to 874 code for a protein of 241 amino acids. Gene Ontology annotation, biological process: respiratory electron transport chain.
CAAGCACCACGGCUGCCGAUGAUACCUGCCAAAACCCAGUGUCGACCUUCCAUUCACUCGCUGUACCGCGCCCUCACACACAAUUGGGUCUUGUCGGCGUUUGCGUUGCGGUAUAUCCAUUCGUCGCUUCUAGCCGCGCCGUUACAACAUGAGGUCGGGCCUCAGGUUGCUGGCUAAUGUCAAGCCAGCUCGGUAUCUCGAGCCGUUGGCGCCCACCGGCUUGACUGGUUUACUCACACACCCCAGUCCUCGCUCGACACUCAUCUUCCUCUAUAGCAGGACUCUCGAAAAGCUCAAGACUUUACCAGAGUCGUCGGUCUAUCGCCAAUCCACCGAGGCUCUUACCCGUCACCGCCUACAAAUUAUCGAGUCCGCCAAGCCCCCAGGCUUCGAUGCAUGGCUAGAGCGCGUGAAGAAAGUUAUCGCAGAGAACCCAGGGCAAUUCCAAAAAGCUCGUCUUCCGGAUGGCACCUUUGCCGGUCUUCAACGAGACGAUUCCCACGCCGGACGACGUGCACAUGAAUGGGAUGGAAUUGUGGGACCCAUGACUGAAGGUCCUAACCGAACACCAGAGGAAAUUGCUCAAUGGGAGGCCAUCAUGGAGGAAGCAACUACGCCCAAGCAUGAAUCCGAUUUCGAUGAGGAGACCAUCAAUUGGGAGAGCGAACCCGCCCUGGAGGCCGAACAGAUUGCCGACAUCGAGAAUAAAAUUGGUGCUGGCCUGAUUGAAGAAGUUAUUCAAGUUGCCGAGGGCGAGUUGAAGCUUGUAGACGAGUUGGCCAAGUCACAAGUAUGGGAAGAACUUGCUGAAAAGCCACGUCCCGGUCAAUGGACCUAUUUUGAACGUGACACACAUACUCCUGGAAAGCCAUAGACAACCUCAAAUGCGGAAGGAAUUACAUGUAUUUAUAACCUAUAACAACCUUUGCCUUGAGGGCCCCUUCCCUAUGUCUUGAGUCGUUAUUUAUAACUGCGAUCAAUCCAAUUAGAUGUUAGACACUGAGUUGCGUCGGAACACCAGUUCGUAACGUAGAUAACGGUUUCGUUUUAGGCUGUUCUGGAUUGAUUGACGCUCAUUUUCGUGAUCCCGGAGGUCAUAGUUAACACGCUUUUACGCUUCAUAUAAUUGCCACCUUCCAUUCAAUUGGAGCGUCUUGAUAAAUUUACAUUCCAUCUCUUAUCCUGUCAAUUAGUGGUUUCUGCCAUGUUUUCA